UUAAGCAGAUUUGCCCAAUCCCUUCCCUAUUCCCAACCUCAAUGCCUUGGAUGUUCGUGUGUUGUUUUCUUACAACAAACUGUUGGUGUGUUAUAUACCGUUGAGACAUUAUACUUCAACUUACGUUCAUCAUUAUUUACUUUGUGGUGUACAAACGUGAACUGUGUUAUAAUAUUUAUAGGGCUUUAUAAAUAACACUCUUGAAUAGUUAACAAUGGCUGAUAUUCAUAAUACUAAUGGAGGUUCAGAUGAACUGGAAUCUAACCUAACUGACGAAGAUUUAGCACAGAAGAAAGCGGCCCGUUUUGAUUCUGCUACAGCGGGAGAUUUGGAAAAAAUAACAGACUACGCCGAAGAAAAGGAAAUUUUAUCCACAGAUGAAUUUAAAGGUGCAAUGACUAUAAUUGGAGACCGUAGGAAUAAGGAAGCUGCAGAAAAAAUUGCCAAAGAAAAGGAUUUGCUCAAAGUAAACAUUAAAAAGGAAGACGUUGAUUUAAUUGUAGAAGAAAUGGGAAUUUCUCAGAACCUGGCUGAACGCACACUUCGAGAACAUUGUGGGAACGUAGUUCAAGCCUUAAUAGCCUUAACAGAAUGACAAUAAAGUUACAUACUAUUUCUUUGUACAAUUUUCACUCUCAUUAAAUUAUUUGUAAGUAAA
Messenger RNA from Homalodisca vitripennis (glassy-winged sharpshooter), 658 nucleotides. RefSeq names its product huntingtin-interacting protein K. Gene Ontology annotation, biological process: protein stabilization; negative regulation of apoptotic process. Lineage: Eukaryota; Metazoa; Arthropoda; Insecta; Hemiptera; Cicadellidae. The transcript has a single exon. The coding region runs from base 215 to 595 and encodes 126 amino acids. The record is from RefSeq and is a predicted model, not a curated record.